CAAGCACGUGUGUACAUUUAACCUCACUAAAACCAGCAUGCCUUGAUAGUUCUCUUCAAUCAUAGUAAACAUAAACACGUUCCUUCUGAGUGCUAACAAAUAUUAAUGAUAUAAAACAUAACGUGAUAAAAAAUGAACUAUUUGACGGAACCGACGUUAAAAAACCUUCAAGGUGAUUUUGGAAUACCUCCUAAGGAACAAAAUAUUAUUUUAAAACAAUUAGGCCUGCCACACAUCGCUUCCUUUGAUUAUAUUACUGACCAGGGUCUGGCCCUAGCUAUUGCUGAUCUGGACCCAGUUGAAUUUGAUCUGCCCAAUAACAAUGACAGAAUCAAAUUGCAAAUCAUUGAUGCCAGUUUAUCACAUUCACUUGUACCUCAUGGCAUUGCCGGCGUUAAAAAACCUAUGGUAUUACCAUUAGAAUGCCGCCAGAGACAUGGUACAUACAAGGGAAGGUUUGUUGGAAGAAUAGCAUGGAGUUUGAAUGGAGUGGAGCAGAAACACUUUGAUAAAGAUUUUGGUGAAAUACCCAUUAUGAUAAAGUCAAAUAGAUGCCACUUGGCUAGAAUGUCACCAGCAGAAUUGGUGAGCCAUGGGGAGCAUGAACAGGAAUGGGGUGGAUAUUUUCUAAUUAAGGGUCUGGAGAGAUUAGUGAGGAUGUUGUUGAUGACACGUCGGAAUUUCCCGAUUGCAAUUUCACGUUCGGGAUGGAAAGGACGCGGGCCGUUGUUUUCUGACAUGGGGGUGAUUAUAAGAUGUGUUAGGCAAGAUGAAUCUAGUGUGAAUAAUGUCCUUCAUUAUGUAACUGAUGGUACCGUAAAAGUAAUGUUCAGCCAUCGUAAAAUUCUCUAUUACGCACAUUUAGUCCUCAUUCUAAAAGCGCUCUGCGACGUAACUGAUAAAUAUAUCCAUAAACGCUUACUGCAAGGUUAUGAAGAUAAACUUCACUACACCGCAUGCGUGGAGAACAUGAUCAGAAUCGUUCACGAACAGGAUUUACACACGCAUGAAGAAUGCAAAGCGCAUCUAGGAAAAAUCUUCCGCGUGAAAUUUUACGAGUGUCCCAGCUGGUGGACGGAUAUUGAAAUAGCGGAUCAUAUUAUCAAACGUUGUCUCAUGAUCCACCUUGAUGAUAACAUGGAAAAGUUUGAUAUGUUGAUCUUGAUGUGUCAGAAACUGUUUGUUUUCUCCAGUAAUAAAUGUCUUGUUGAGGGUGUUGAUUCUGUAAUGAUGCAGGAAUUACUCCUGGGUGGACAUUUGUAUUUAAGUGUCUUGAAGGAGAAACUACAAACGUUUCUCACCGUGUUGAAAAGCGUUAUUUUAAAGAAAGCUGGAAAUACUUUGAAUAGUUUGAAUCUUGAGGAGAUGAAAAACUGCGCGCGCAUGUCGGGGACAUUUGAAAGUUCGAUGGAAGCGUUCUUAGCCACGGGGAAUAUAUCUUCUCAAAGCGGGUUGGGUCUGAUGCAGGAUAAGGGAUUGACUAUUGUACCGGAAAAUAUCAACCGGAUGCGAUACAUGAGUCAUUUUAAAGCUGUGCACAGAGGUUCGUUUUUCCAAGAGAUGCGAACAACUGAGGUGCGACAACUUUUACCAGACGCCUGGGGUUUUAUCUGUCCGGUACACACACCUGAUGGUGCACCAUGCGGACUGCUUAAUCAUUUAACUCUGGAUUCAGUUGUGACGGUGCAACCAGACGCUUCUAAAUUGGCAAAACUUCCUGAAAUGUUGCAAUAUUUGGGAAUGAAAACGAUUGAUAAGUGUAAGAAAAAGUCCUAUGUAGUAAUCCUGGAUGGAAAAGUUAUGGGAUACGUAGAUCAGGAACGCGCUAGUGAAAUGGCGGACACAUUGAGGAUGUUGAAAAUUAAAGGGGAUGAAGUUCCAGAGCACAUGGAGAUUGUUCUGGUAAAAGCUAAAGAAAGUCGUGGACAAUUUCCAGGCUUGUUUUUGUUUACUGGUCCCGCAAGGAUGAUGCGACCAUUGUGGAAUUUGAGAGCGGGUAAAAGAGAAUUUGUGGGCACUUUCGAACAAGUCUAUAUGGAAGUAAGCGUGUGUCCGGAAGAAGCGUAUGAAUGCACUACACACAUGGAGAUAUCCAAAACAGGAUUCAUGUCUAAUUUGGCACGUUUGAUUCCUAUGCCUGAUUGUAACCAAUCACCUAGGAAUAUGUACCAGUGUCAGAUGGGAAAACAAACUAUGGGUACACCAUGCCAUACUUGGGAUCUUCAAGCGGAGACGAAGUUGUACAGGUUGCAAACACCAACUAGUCCUUUGUUUAGACCUGUGCAUCAUGAUAAUAUUGGGUUGGAUGAUUUUGCCAUGGGGACCAACGCCAUUGUCGCUGUUAUUAGUUAUACUGGUUAUGAUAUGGAGGACGCCAUGAUUAUUAACAAGUCGUCGUAUGAACGUGGUUUUGCACAUGGAUCUAUUUAUAAGACGGAGUUUAUCGAGCUGGAGACGACUGGUUCAUAUUUUUGUCGAGAUCCGACUAAUGCUUCAUUGGUUACUUAUUUGGAUACGGAUGGUUUGCCGUAUGUCGGACGGAAAGUUACAAUGGACGAGCCGAUUUGCUGUUUCUAUAGCACCGAUCGAAAUAUGUAUGUGGUGCAGAAGGCUAAAGCGAAAGAGGAAUGCUACAUAAAUAGCGUACGACUUUGUGGCGAGUUUAGUUUAAAGAAGCCACAAGUUGCAUGUCUAACGUUCAGAGUGCCGCGUAAUCCAACUGUCGGCGAUAAAUUUGCAUCUCGGGCCGGUCAGAAAGGUAUUUGCUCACAGAAAUGGCAAUCUGUUGACUUACCUUUCACGGAAACUGGCCUAGUACCUGAUAUUGUCUUCAAUCCUCAUGGUUUCCCGUCUCGUAUGACCAUCGCCAUGAUGAUCGAGAUCAUGGCGGGAAAAUCAGGCGCCCUCCAUGGAUUAGUACAUGACGCCACACCAUUUAAGUUUGACGAAGAUGAUACAGCGAUCGACUACUUUGGGAGGCUUCUGGAAUUUGCAGGCUACGACUACUAUGGAACCGAAACAAUGUAUUCAGGUAUUGAUGGUCGUGAAAUGAAUGCGCGCAUCUUUAUGGGGGUUGUACACUACCAACGCCUGCGGCACAUGGUAUCAGAUAAAUACCAAGUACGUGCAACUGGACCAAUUGACAUUCUCACACGGCAGCCUCUCAAAGGAAGGAAGCGUGGCGGUGGUGUGCGUUUUGGUGAGAUGGAGCGGGAUUCGUUGAUUAGUCACGGCGCCCCAUUUUUACUACAGGAUCGUUUGUUACACUGCACUGAUAAAUCCACGACCCAACUUUGUAGGAAAUGUUGUACCUUGAUUGGUGUCUUGAAGGUGGUGACGAGUAAAGCAGAAAAGCCGAAUCAAUCGGAAGUGAAGGAUAAGUGCCAGUUUUGUGGCGGAGAAGGCGACACUAUUGCAGAAAUGCAAAUUGCUUAUAUUUACAAGUUUCUUGCGAAUCAACUUGGUUCUUCUAAUAUUAGUAUUAAGUUAGAGGGCGAAAAUGAUUAAGUUGUAUUUGUUUAAGCUUACCUGUAAUUAAUUAAAUAUAAACUAUUUCAUUACA
This is a messenger RNA of Dalotia coriaria, 3562 nucleotides long. RefSeq names its product RNA polymerase I subunit Rpl135 (gene RpI135). The coding region runs from base 133 to 3507 and encodes 1124 amino acids. The record is from RefSeq and is a predicted model, not a curated record. Gene Ontology annotation, molecular function: ribonucleoside binding; DNA binding. Gene Ontology annotation, cellular component: RNA polymerase I complex; nucleus. Gene Ontology annotation, biological process: DNA-templated transcription. The transcript has 5 exons. NCBI's taxonomy places the organism in Eukaryota, Metazoa, Arthropoda, Insecta, Coleoptera, Staphylinidae.